AGACAACCUGGCCAAACACAACGUCUGCUUCUUGAGGUCUUGACUGAUCUUGAGCAGCUCCCGCAAGGGACCAAUCAUUCCUCAAUCCUUUUACCUUUAUCCGACCCUCUCCCCUCUACCUUCCUCGUCCCUCUUUCCCUCAAAAUCUACCUACAUACAUACAGCCGUCCUUCCUGGCCGAUCGACAUCCUUCUAUACUACUUCCAACAUAACAAACACUCUAAAGUAUAACCACGCCGACACCACAUCCCUCGCGACAAACAACAAGACAGCCACUUGAGCUGCGACGCUUCGCAGCUCACACCAACCCAUAUCACCAAAUAUAAUAAAUAAACCAAACCGACGCAACCAUGUUCCCCACCAUGCGAACCGUGGCCCUCUUCGUGGUCCUCACUAUCUGUCUCAUCCAAUUAGUCCUCGCCGCAGAAGACUACUAUAAGAUCCUAGGACUGGAUAAGUCCGCCUCGGAGAAGGACAUCAAGCGCGCCUACAGACAUCUGAGCAAGAAGUUCCAUCCGGAUAAGAACCCAGGCGACGAAACCGCGCAAAAGAAAUUCGUCGAAAUCGCCGAAGCCUACGACGUGCUCUCCACAUCCUCCACCCGCAAGAUCUACGAUCAAUACGGCCACGAAGGCCUCGAACAGCACCGUCAAGGCGGCCGACAAUCGCACGAUCCAUUCGAUCUAUUCUCGAGAUUCUUCGGCGGCGGAGGUCAUUUCGGACAUGCGCCGGGACAUCGCCGGGGACCGGACAUGGAGCUCCGGGUCGGGUUACCGCUCAGGGACUUCUACAACGGACGGGACUUCUCGUUCGGCGUUGAGAAGCAGCAGAUCUGUGAUGCAUGUGAGGGUACCGGGUCCGCGGACCGGGAGGUCGUCACCUGCGAUAAGUGCUCUGGACGGGGAAUGAUCAUCCAGAAGCACCAGCUAGCGCCGGGCAUGUUCCAACAAGUGCAGAUGCAUUGCGAUAAGUGUGGCGGACAGGGCAAGAUGAUCAAGAAGCCGUGCCCCGUGUGUCAUGGCCACCGGGUUGUUCGCCGCGAGGUCGAGACGCAUGCGACUGUGGAACCUGGAAUGGAUAAGGGGAUGCGAUUGGUAUACGAGAACGAGGCGGACGAGAGUCCCGACUGGAUUGCGGGCGACUUGGUGCUGAUUCUGGAGGAGAAGGAGCCGGAGCUAAGCGAUGCCGAGGAACAUCGUACGGAUGGGACGUUUUUCCGUCGCAAGGGCAAGGAUCUGUUUUGGAAGGAGGCGCUGUCGCUACGCGAGGCAUGGAUGGGCGAGUGGACGCGCAAUAUCACGCAUUUGGAUGGACAUGUGGUUCACUUGGGGAGGAAGCGCGGGGAGGUCGUGCAACCGUUGUCGGUGGAGACGAUUAAGGGUGAGGGUAUGCCGCAUUACUCGGAUGGUCACCUUCAUGAUAAUGAUGAUGAGGAUGAAGAGCCUGGGAACUUGUAUGUCGAGUAUGCGGUUAUCUUGCCGGAUGAGAUGGAGAGCGGCAUGGAGAAGGACUUCUUUGCCCUGUGGGAGAAGUGGCGUAAGAAGAAUGGAGUCGAUUUGGGUCGUGAUAGUGGGAGGCCUAUGCCUGCUCCGCCGGUGAAGGAUGAGUUAUGAUAGAUAUCGAUUGCUUAAUUCUUGCUCGCUUUCACUCUUCCUCUCUCUCUAUCUUUCUCUUCGCUUCACGGGACGUGACAUUGUACAUUUAUUCAGUGGUUUAGAUAGCUAUCUUAGACGUUCUCUAUAGAGAGUAAUCGAAAAUGGCAUCCUUGACGCCCGACGCCCUUGAUGGGGAAUAAUAGUUCUCUACUUGAGUAUAACCAUCA
Aspergillus piperis CBS 112811 is the source of this 1822-nucleotide messenger RNA. RefSeq names its product putative DnaJ domain protein. The record is from RefSeq and is a predicted model, not a curated record. Gene Ontology annotation, biological process: protein refolding. The coding region runs from base 363 to 1613 and encodes 416 amino acids. Gene Ontology annotation, molecular function: Hsp70 protein binding. Gene Ontology annotation, cellular component: cytoplasm. The transcript has 2 exons. NCBI's taxonomy places the organism in Eukaryota, Fungi, Ascomycota, Eurotiomycetes, Eurotiales, Aspergillaceae.